This is a messenger RNA of Sphaerodactylus townsendi, 1766 nucleotides long. RefSeq lists its product as uncharacterized. The transcript is spliced from 7 exons. The record is from RefSeq and is a predicted model, not a curated record. Bases 200 to 1015 code for a protein of 271 amino acids. Lineage: Eukaryota; Metazoa; Chordata; Lepidosauria; Squamata; Sphaerodactylidae.
CUCAGGAAGGCGGGCUCGGCGCCUCCGCACAGCACAGCGCGCCGGAUCCGGGCCCUGCCAGGCCGGCCUUCCCUGCUUGUGGCUGGUGGGCCCGCGGGCGGCCGCCAGCAGGCCCAUUUAAGCCUCUCCCGGGGCAGCCCCCGCCUCGCAGCCCGCCGCCGCCCCCCGCGGGCCCCGGAGACCCCCAUCCGCCCAGAUCAUGAAGUUUUUGCAGCUUUUUGGGCGGCUGAAACCAGUCAUCAUUGGGAUGGUCCAUGUAAAAGCACUGCCAGGAACACCUGGGAAUACUUUGCCAGUGGCUCAGAUCGCAGAAGAAGCCUGUCAGGAAGCUGAAAUUUACAGAGCUGCAGGAGUUGACGGCUUGAUUGUCGAAAAUAUGCAUGAUCGGCCAUAUACCGUUUGCAUUGGUGCAGAAAUUACCGCAGCCAUGACGUUCGUUUGUGCCACUGUGAAACGGGCAUGCCCUUCUCUCCCGUUGGGCAUUCAAAUUCUGUGUGCUGCAAACCAGCAAGCUUUAGCUGUUGCUCUUGCCACAGGUCUUGACUUUAUUCGAGCUGAAGGUUUUGUUUUCUCUCACGUGGCGGAUGAAGGGAUUCUAGAUGCCUGCGCUGGAGACCUGUUAAGAUACCGAAAGCAAAUAGGAGCAGAACAUGUUCAAAUUUUUGCUGAUGUUAAGAAGAAACACAGUUCUCACGCUCUGACAGCUGAUGUCAGUGUAGCAGAGACUGCUAAGGCUGCUGAGUUCUUCCUGGCUGAUGGAGUCGUGUUGACAGGAACGGCAACCGGAUUGGAGGCAGAUCCCAAAGAAUUGGAAGAGGUUGGACGUGCUGUGAAGAUUCCAGUAUUGAUCGGAUCUGGAGUGACUCUGGACAAUGUAGAAGACUACUUGGGUGCAAAUGCCUUCAUAAUUGGUUCUCACUUCAAGAAAGAAGGCCACUGGGCAAAUGACAUUGAUUCAGACUGUGUGAAGAGGUUUAUGGAUCAUAUUGGUAAACUCAGAGAGAGAAAUCGCUAGCAUCUUCUACCGCUCUUGUUCUUACUGGACAUGCACAGCAUAAUCUAAUCUUCCUAAAUCUUCUGUCUCAGUUUUUCUCAAAUUCUUGGUACUUGGACAUAGGUGGGAGUCUUUCCCCCCUUCCUUCGGAAACAGAUUUUUAAAAAAAUUUGUUUAUUAAAAAAAAAGGUAUCAUACUUUUCUGGUUCAGUAAGAGUUUUCAAGGUACGCUCCAAAAAGAAAUAAAACAAGCAUUAAAAAGCUUAUUUAAAAUAGCUGUAAGAACCUGAUUCAAACAUUAGUAACCCUGUUCACAAGUUACAGUGAACACACAUAUCUUCUGUGAACAGCGUACAUUUGGUUUUAUUUAGAUAGGUAAUGAAUAAUUCUCAUGUUAGGUUCAACACAUGUAACGUAAACCCCAUAUUUGCCCAGAUUCUGGUCUCCGGUUUCAUUUGGAAAGUGAAUGUGUAUUUCCUCUUUCUUACAAACUGAUAUCCAUAUGUACUGGCAGGAUGUAUGUAUGUUAAUACUCAUGUUCAACAUGAAGAAAUUGCAAGUCAGCAUAUUUCCAGGGGCAUCCGUACUGACAGGAAAAAAACCAAACAAAACAUGGGCUUGCCUGUGUGUUUUCAAGCCUAGUUCAGGACACAGCUUUCAAUUUAGAAAGCCCUAAACCAGGGGUAGGGAACCUUUAACACUCAAAGAGCCAUUUGGACCCAUUUUCCACGGGAAAAGAAAACACUUUGAGCCGCAAAUAAUUUUUGACAUU